Castor canadensis (American beaver) is the source of this 4222-nucleotide messenger RNA. Lineage: Eukaryota; Metazoa; Chordata; Mammalia; Rodentia; Castoridae. The record is from RefSeq and is a predicted model, not a curated record.
GUGUUGUGUGUAUGCCAGGCCCCGUGAUAACAGUUUGUGUGGCUGUUCUGAUUUAACCAUGCAGAGUGUGUAGCCCAGAAAGCGUGGUAACAUUUAGCUGAGCCUGUUUGCCAGAAGGCAGGUGCUUAGUUCUCCAAGCUUCACUAAAAUUUGAUAUUUUGCUUUCGUAAGCUGGUUAGAAGCAUUGCAUGAAAAGACUGCCAACUCUUGUCCCUUUUUGUCCAAACGUUUUUAACUUGCAAAGGAAUCUCAAUGUGUAAAACUUUCCAUUAUAAGGCCACCUGUAAACUUAAAACAGUCAAACUGUUUUUUCAGCUGCCUGCAGCUCUGUUUCUCAACUGACUAAAACUGACAGAUAAAGAUGGCUUUCCCCUGAGAUGGACUGUUUUGUUUGUGGUUAUUAUGUCACUACCAGGAGGGACAGCUCCCCUGAUCCACAGGGAAUGCAGAGAUGCCAUUUACAAAUACAAUCAUAUGCUGACUAGCAACUAAAAAAAAAUAAUAGUUAAAUAAUGAUUUCAUUGUUCGUUUCUGUGUCCAUGACAACUGGGAGAUAUGCAGCUAGAUCCAGACACUGCCUGUGAGCAUUCCUUGCCUCAGAUACUACUAGUUUGAGAAAAUUUACAAUUCAUUUGUGACAAUUGAGCUAAGGAGAAAAAUGUACAUUUCCAAAGUUUGUUUUAGUGGUUUUAGAUCCCUGAAAAGUGAUUCUUUUUUUUAUCACUUCUUUUAUUCACAAGCAUAAUGACUUACCUCUUUGAAAUUCUGCUCUGGCAUAGUCUCUGCUUGAUGAUAGCCAGUGACAUGGAGUUAUCAUCCUGGAAAUGGACUGAGCUGCUUGGGUUCUGUCUCAGCCAAUUAACACUGAUAUGUUGAGUAACUGAAUAGAGAAAAGCCAAAAGGGAAAACUUUAUGUCAACAGCAUGAUAGAGUAAAUCUACUAGAAAAGAAAUAAGAAAUUACAAAGUAGAUGCGAGUGGUUUUUAGGAAGCUCAUAAAGAAUAUUUCAUUGAAGAGACAUUAGCAGAUGAAGCAACUAGAAAUGUAUAGGCAACUGAAUGGAGUGAAAUAGAUAAAAUAUAAAAGUUUUCUAAAAAUAGGAUCAUGUUUCUUCAGUAGUUUUUUUUUUUUUCCUAAAUCACCUGGGAAAAUAAGUGCCUUUUGUGGAAUGGGACAUUACAUCUAGAUCUGUUCUUACCACUUAAUAUCCUAAGUGGUUGUUCAAGAAAGAAACAGGUGGAAUGCAUGAAAAAUAUUUUACAAUACAAGUUAUGGGAUCAAACGAAAGAAAAAGAAAUCUAGGAAUGUAAGAACAUUGGUGAAAGGACUUUUAAAUGGAAUAAUAUCAUACAGAAGGAAUCAUAGAAUGUGUAGCCUUCCUCAGGCUGGCUGCUUUCACCAAACAGGCAGUAGGAAUCAAACCCAGAGAGUCUGGCUUCAGAGACCUGGUGCAAAAUCAUAAAAACCUGACAUCUAACAAAAUUAUUAAACUAUAUGCAGGGAAAAAGAAAUCAGAGAUGAUGAAGAUGGUUUGCUUCUUGGAAAAGCCUGUGUAUGCCCUGUUUCAAGUGGAUAUGCUGAAUAAUCAAGAAUAGAAUGUUACCUGUUUUCUCUCAGCUUCCCAGAUGCCCUAAAGGAGAAUAUUGCCUGAGAAGGAGCUUUUCAUGUAAGAAUAAUUUGUGUUAAGUAGCUCAGUGAUCUGUUUGUUAGGUUAGAGCUGACAGUUUGUUUAUAUUUCUAAAGGGGUAUGAUGAAUGGGGGAGAAGUUGAUGCUAAUUAGCCUAAAUUGUUCCUAAGAAUGUAGAGGGCUUUGCCAGUUUCAUUGUUUCUGUUUCUUUGCACAUUUUAAAUAAUUGAAUGGAGCUCAGACCAUUCAUCAUAAUUUCAGGCAAGAUGGAAAUAAAUGAAUUUAGCACAGGUCCACAUGUGUGAUGGAAGAUGUCACUUUAAAGGGCAAUUAGAUAAGACAUCAACUUGGGGCUAAUGCAGACUACUCUAAUCUAUUUACAUAAAAAUAUCAAACAUGAACGUUUUCAUUUACUCCAUUAAUUUUCUCUGUCAUCAUAGGAGAAUAUAUCUUUUCUUUUUGAAAACCUACUUCAUUAAAGUAGUAGUGCUGUGAUACCAAAUUUGAGCCCUUGGCUUCUGGACGAAAGAGCUGUGGCUAUACUCUCUAAGAAAGCCUUCUCCGCUUCCCUGAUGCCAUCAAAUGGCUCAAAGGAACUCGUUUGAGGAUGGGCUCAGCACUUGGCCAGACUUGGCAGGGGCCCACUCUUCACUUGGAGACUUAGCCUGACAGAAAAAUAUGCAACAGAAUAAAUAUUCACAGUAAGAACCUAAAAUAUCGAGGAAUAUGGCAAAAAUGAGAUCUCCUUUUCCUAUACGCAUUGAUGGGUGAAUCACAUUUCCUGUCCAUCUUAAAGUGCCUCUCAUUCACAGCCUGGAGAAACACCACAUGCAUACAACUACAAAAGAGUUGAGGGUUAACAGUGUGCUCAAGUUUAUGCUAUGUGUGAUUAUCACAUAUCAGAGGAAUGGAUUGACCUAUGGCAACAUGACUGCUUACCCAAACAGUUGUAACCAAGUUCUGCCUUGUUUUAAAAAAAAACAACCAUUAUUUUGCCAACGAGAUAAAGCAACACCAAUAUAAAAUCUAUGCCCCAAGGAGUAGUUUCUAUAAAAAUUUGUCAAGCUUUCAAAAAUGUAUUAAUAAGAGAUGCUGAAAUUGCAUCUGCAACAAGCAAAUCAAGGAUGUCUGUGGCUGAAAAAAAUCUCUAUGUCUGAAGUUCACCUUCUUCACAGUCAAUUUAAUAAAACAUGACUAAUGUUUGAUAACAAGUUUGUCCUACAAGAAUGAGGAGGAAGUCCAUAGAGAGAAGAUGUGGUUCUGCAUUCAGUACAGUAUCUUUCUCCAAAACCCCUUUUACUGAGAGUUCUGCUUUAUGACAGCAACUUGACUUGCUGCCAGAGAAGCCAGAGAAGCUGGAAAUGAAGGAGAUUUAAGGUCUUAUAGAAAUUUGCCUGAUGCACCCCCUUGAUGUGGUGAAAACCAGGUUCCAGAUUCAGAGAUGUGCAACUGAUCCAAAUAGUUAUAAAAGCUUAGGAGACAGCUUUCGGAUGAUUUUCCGAACAGAAGGGCUGUUUGGUUUUUACAAGGGAAUUCUGCCACCCAUCUUAGCUGAAACACCAAAAAGAGCAGUGAAGUUUUUCACCUUUGAGCAGUACAAGAAAUUGCUAGGAUAUAUGUCACUGUCACCAGCACUGACAUUUGCCAUUGCUGGAUUGGGAUCCGGACUAACAGAAGCCAUCGUGGUUAACCCUUUUGAGGUAGUAAAAGUUGGCUUGCAAGCCAAUCGGAACACAUUCGCAGAGCAACCAUCCACUUUGGGUUACGCCAGACAAAUUAUUAAGAAGGAAGGCCUGGGACUCAGGGGCCUCAACAAAGGACUUACAGCAACUUUGGGACGUCAUGGAGCUUUCAACAUGGUUUAUUUUGGCUUCUACCACAAUGUCAAAAACAUUAUUCCUGUCAAUAAGGAUCCAACCUUGGAGUUUUUGAGAAAAUUUGGGAUUGGUUUUCUCUCAGGGACAAUGGCCUCAGUCAUUAACAUCCCUUUUGAUGUUGCCAAAAGUAGGAUUCAAGGGCCUCAGCCAGUUCCUGGAGAGAUCAAGUACAGAACCUGUUUUAAAACAAUGGCAACAGUCUAUCAGGAAGAAGGGAUUUUGGCUUUGUACAAAGGCCUACUUCCCAAGAUCAUGAGACUUGGACCAGGUGGUGCAGUGAUGCUGCUGGUAUAUGAAUACACCUAUCUGUGGCUGCAGGAAAACUGGUGAUUGCCAUGGAAGUGUUUUCCCCUUGAGAAAUGGAGACUUACUCUGCAACCCCAUCGAGAGUAGUGACUUCUAUCAGUUAAGCUAGGCCUACAGUUAUGAAGGGAAAACAGCUUGUUCAAGAACAAAGCCUGUUUUGAUACCUUAGAACUUAUCUUUAGACAACUUGAGAUGGUAGUUUGGGCUAUACACAUAAAAUUGUGAAAAGAAAAAUGUGAAGCAAUGAGGUAUGUAAGUUCAAUAUUACAAAUAGGAUAGAAAUCAGAUAUAUUUCCUAAAAGCCCUACAAGCUUUAUCACUUAGGUUCUUCUUAUACUGCUUCAAAAUGUAAAUUCAUGGAAAUGAUAACUUUUUUCUAACAGGUCUAGAAAUGCUUAAAUUCUUGAAAAUA